Clarias gariepinus (North African catfish) is the source of this 1402-nucleotide messenger RNA. RefSeq names its product integrin beta 1 binding protein 1 (gene itgb1bp1). Gene Ontology annotation, molecular function: integrin binding. Gene Ontology annotation, biological process: negative regulation of focal adhesion assembly; negative regulation of substrate adhesion-dependent cell spreading. The coding region runs from base 210 to 806 and encodes 198 amino acids. Gene Ontology annotation, cellular component: cell periphery; ruffle; lamellipodium. Lineage: Eukaryota; Metazoa; Chordata; Actinopteri; Siluriformes; Clariidae. The transcript has 7 exons. The record is from RefSeq and is a predicted model, not a curated record.
CGCAGAGGAAGUGAAGUGUCAACGCUGGGCUCACCAUAACAGUACGAGCCGGAGCCGCGGUGCUUUGAUGGUCCUCAGGGUCGGUCCGCUUCUCUACCGGCCCACUACAAGUCCAGAACAGAGUGCCGACUGCAUUGCAUUUAGAGGACCUGUGCGAGGAGCCCUGGAGCGCUGGCGUCAUGGUGAAGAAUGUGGUGUCGUGGUGAAGAAUGUUUCGCAAGGUCAAGAAGCGCCACAGCAGUAGCAGUUCCCAAAGCAGUGAGAUCAGCACCAAGAGCAAGUCUGUAGACUCCAGCCUGGGAGGCCUGUCCAGGUCCAGCACAGUCGCCAGCCUUGAUACAGACUCCACCAAGAGCUCAGGUAACAGUGCAUCUGAGACAUGCACCGAGUUCAGAGUUAAAUAUUUGGGAGCUGUGGAGAAGCUGGACUUUGAGAUGAGCAAAACCCUCCAGGAGCCGUUAGACCUGAUCAGCUAUAUUGAUACAGCUCAGCAAGAUGGAAAGCUGCCGUUUGUGCCUGGAGAAGAGGAGAUGAUCCUAGGUGUGUCCAAGUAUGGAGUCAAAGUGGCAUCUUUGGACCAGUGUGAUGUGUUGCAUCGGCACCCUCUCUACCUGAUAGUGCGCAUGCUGUGCUAUGAUGACGGUCUUGGAGCUGGGAGGAACCUGCUGGCUCUCAGCACCACCGACGCCAAGCAGCAGGAGUGCAGCAUCUGGAUCUACCAGUGCAGUAAUGCGGAACAAGCUCAAGCUAUCUGUAAAGUGCUCUCAGCUUCCUUUGACUGUGUUCUGGCUUCAGACAAAUCCUGAAUCUCGUCUCUCCUCUGAAGCCCAGGCCUAUAACGGAGGAUCAUAGUGGCAUAAAGGCAUGAUCCCUGGAUAUUGUUUACAGUGUCUUUUCCCCAUUUCUGCGCCUUCUCUCGUAACAGUUAAGUUGUAGGAUUUAAAUAAUGAUUAGUAUAUAAGAGAGCCUCAGCAAGGAGCAGUGUUUACAUCAGUCACGUACGGAAUCUCUUCUGCUUCUGAUAUUACAAUCUCCAGCAUCCAAAGUCCAGGCAAGUUUUCAGCCUCAUUUAAUUAUCUUGAAUGUAAAUGCACACUGAGCUCAGCGUACGGUUUCUGCUGUGGUCCAGGAACUCAGCAGCUCAUGGGAUUAAAAUCAUCAGUGGUACAAUAAUUACAAUGAGUACGAAGGAGCACAAGGAGUUAUUCAUCCAACAUGCUGUAAAUUCUAGCUAACUGUAGCUCUGUGGGUGGAAGGUUGGGGAGGUCUGAUGUUCAGUGCUGUUUGUAACAGACCACCCUCUUUCCUGUCCUCACACAAAUCCUGGUCCUUAUGGGACUGGAUGAGUUCAUAUGGUACUAUAAGGUCAAAAUGGUACAAUAAACUUUUUCACUGAUUUGAA